GAACUGUGUGAAAAAAAAAACAGAGCAGUGUAAAUAGUCGGAAAUGCCGCGAGAUAUUUAUUCGCUUAAGGUGAGUGAGCUAAAGGCUGAGCUCGCGAAACGAGGAUUGCCGACGCGAGGUAAUAAAGCCAGCCUUUUAGCGGAAUUAAUAGAAGCCCUCACGAACGAAGGAUUCGACCCGGAUACCUACGAAUUCCCGGAAGCGAAAGAAUUAUCGGAUGACUCGGAAACUGAACAAUCCCCCGAGCAGGCGCCAACCAAAACCGACAAAAUAAUGGAAAUGCUGUCAGCUAUGACAUCGACGAUGAAUCAACGACUCGAGCAACAAACUGUAUCGAUAAAUUCAAUGACAUCAGCGAUGAAUCAACGAUUCGAGGAGCAAUCAACAUCAAUAACAGCAUCGAUAAAUCAACGCCUCGAAGAACAAACUGUGUCGAUGAAUCAACGAUUCGAGGAGCAGGCAACAAAGACGACGGUUAUUACAGAUCAACUGGCGAAAAUCGAUUCGAGGUUCUGCGAAGUCCGCUAG
Molecule: messenger RNA, 529 nt
Organism: Hermetia illucens (black soldier fly)
Lineage: Eukaryota; Metazoa; Arthropoda; Insecta; Diptera; Stratiomyidae
Exons: 1
Coding region: 44-529 (161 amino acids)
Biological process (GO): poly(A)+ mRNA export from nucleus
Cellular component (GO): nucleus
Source: RefSeq, a predicted model, not a curated record